GCUAAAAAUAUUCCUAAAACAUCCAGGAUUAUAAAAAUGUCAUAUUGAAAGAAAUUAACUCAAUUUGUUCUCGCUGUCACUAAUUCGUGUUCAUAUUGUGAGAUACUUGAGUAUUUGAUAGUUUAGAAUCGAGAAAAAUUACGAGACAGUAUUCUCAGACGCCGUAGUAAGCGGACGGAUAAAUGAGUGAUGUGUUGUCGCAGCUGAGUGGCGGCCCAGCUGUUUCCCGCCAGAAUAGCACACCAUUCACGCACUUUACGAAGCCGGUAUCGAGGACCCAAAAUUGGUAUAUUUUGCACCAAUAACAACUUCCGCGUUUGUGAUAUAACUGUACCCAGGAUCGUUAAAAAUGGCAUUUGAAGUGAGAAAUCCUGAAAAAGCGAAGGGAUUACACGAUUAUCGCGUACAACACGAGGCUGUCGGUGGGCUGUGCAGUUUGGGACGAAUAUCACCUAGCAGUCACAGAGAACAGGAAAGGCGGAUCCGACGAGAAAUUGCGAAUAGCAAUGAGCGACGACGCAUGCAGAGUAUCAACUCAGGAUUUCAGUCAUUAAAGACAUUGUUACCUCACGCUGAUGGCGAGAAACUGAGCAAGGCUGCCAUAUUGCAACAGACGUCUGAGUUCAUCUUUAAUCUGGAGCAAGAGAAGACUCGCUUGUUGCAACAGAAUACGCAGAUGAGACAGAUGCUUGCUAAGAGAAGUGCCGAGACAAAGGAGUCCCCGCCAAAAAGACGAAAGAAUGAGGAUAGUAUUUCAUCGGAUGAAGGUAUUGGAAGUCCUGAGGUGGAAGAUUUAUCGAUGGAAGAGUUACAGAAGGAAAUGGUAGAGUUACGACAACAGUUGGACCGCGAACGAAGGCUUCGCAUGUUGUUGGAGGAACGCAACCGCAGCUUGGAGGCACAGCUUUAUCCUGAAAAAUUGCGAGAGAUUGCAAAACAUGAACAACAGAAACAGCUCCUUGACGUUCAACGAAUGCAUGAAAUUCAGCAAAUGCAACAAACACAGACGGUUGUACCUGUGCCGGUACAACUGAUACACGCCCCACCUGUCAUCACAGCUAACAACGCUGCCAGACAGAACCUUGAUGCAAUAGUUCAGGCCAUCAAGCAUUUGGAAGGAGCCAAAGCAACCCCAACCCCUGAAGACAAUGAAAAAGCCUUGAACAGUGACUGUGACAGCGUUAUGAGCGAAAAAGAAAAUUCCACUGUUGUGGUGAACGACAUAGAGGAAGCACCAAUAACAGAAGUUCAAACAGAAGAGGUGAUCAGUACAACGGCAGACAUCACACACCAAGCAGUUACUGUUGAGUUAGUGCAUCCAUCAUUUCACAAGCCCCAAGAACUUACAUCUACGCCGGGAAUUUUUGUUUCGUGAGAGCAUAAUCUUUUCAUAUAGAAAAAAAUAUACUAAUAUUAAGUGCAAAUUUCUAUAUUUGUUUUAUUAUAAACUGUAUAAAAAAAGAUAUAAUUUCCCAACUUUUGUGUUUGUAAAUGUCCAACCAGCAGCUGACUUGCAUUAUUCAAUUUUUUUAUUUGAAACAAAUUUAAUAUUUUGUCCUUUGAUAAAUAUCUCUGGGAUUUGUUCUUGUUUUCAUUAUUUAAAAUAAAAUUCAGCAUCUAUUGCAGAGCUAAGCUUCUUGCUUUCUUAAUAAAAAAUAAAAAAAAUAAACAGAUGUGCUUGGAAAUUUAAAAUUUAGUGAAGGUAGAUUAAAUAAUAAAAAAGUAACUAAGAAGAUAAAUAAAUGUUCCAAGAUUUA
This is a messenger RNA of Saccoglossus kowalevskii, 1757 nucleotides long. Its product is annotated as transcription factor AP-4-like. Gene Ontology annotation, cellular component: nucleus. NCBI's taxonomy places the organism in Eukaryota, Metazoa, Hemichordata, Enteropneusta, Harrimaniidae. The record is from RefSeq and is a predicted model, not a curated record. Gene Ontology annotation, molecular function: RNA polymerase II cis-regulatory region sequence-specific DNA binding; protein dimerization activity; DNA-binding transcription factor activity, RNA polymerase II-specific. Gene Ontology annotation, biological process: regulation of transcription by RNA polymerase II.